Cordyceps fumosorosea ARSEF 2679 is the source of this 1095-nucleotide messenger RNA. Its product is annotated as phosphotransferase enzyme family protein. NCBI's taxonomy places the organism in Eukaryota, Fungi, Ascomycota, Sordariomycetes, Hypocreales, Cordycipitaceae. The record is from RefSeq and is a predicted model, not a curated record. The transcript is spliced from 3 exons. The coding region runs from base 1 to 1095 and encodes 364 amino acids.
AUGGGCCAGCGACUCUACCUUGGCCUUGUUCAUCUCCUGCGACUUGUAUGGGACCUUUCAAAACCGCUUCUGCUUCGCCUCUGGCCCCGCCUCAGUCGUGGUGACGCAGCUGCCCCGGACGUUGAGCUUGCCAGCAACAAAAACAACAACAACAACAACGCCGCCCCGGAGCCGCUGCCGCUGCCGCGCGAGGCCGCUCACGCUACUGCUGAUUCCUUCAUCGACGCGCUGCAGUAUGAACGUGUGGCGAAUCUUGCAUCUCGUUACAACGGCGGUACGCCGUGUCACGUUCUGUAUCAUCUCUGCGGGAGCUUCAACGCGUGCUUCUUCGUCGAGUUUGCCGAGUGCCGCACGCGCUGGACCGUUCGCGUCCCUAUAGAGCCGAGCCUGCACAAGCCCUGGGAGAAGCUCCAAAGUGAGGUCGCGACACUCAACUACAUCCGUGCUCACACGACGAUCCCUGUCCCGGUAGUCCACGCGUUUGGGAGAGACGCAGUGCUGACGAAUAAUGAGUCACAAUGCCAAAUCUUCCUCAUCUCAAGCAUGAUUCCCGGGAGGCCGCUGACCGACCCCGUCAUGGAGAUCUUGUACCAAGCCGACGACGCCACCAAGAAGCAGUUCUUCCUCCAACUGAUCGACUAUCUCGCACAGCUGCGCGGCCUCACCUUCCCGAAGCCGGGCUCCCUGAUGCUGACGACGUCUGAAGAGCCAUUGCUCGGCGCGCCUUUAUCGAUUAUAGCAGACGAGCACCGAUCCGAGCUGCCGUCUAUGACCACCGCAACCGAAUACAUGCGCGCACAACAUCAACUUCUAACCCAGGACGUCGCAACACCCGAGCCAAAGUUCUCAGAAGAUGACUAUCGCUAUGAGUUAUUUGCACUCCAUACCAUGCGAGAGCAGUUCGAUCAGUUCAUUCAAGAGCCUUUAGAGGCUGGCCCCUUCAUCCUACACCAUCCCGACAUGCAGCCAUGCAACAUCAUCGUCGACGAUGAUUUGAAGAUCCAAGGCAUCAUUGACUGGGAAUUCACCCACACCGUUCCGUUGCAGCUCUUCACCCCGCCGCUGUGGACCCCCGCGCGGAGGGACUGCGCUUAG